Molecule: messenger RNA, 11988 nt
Organism: Cinara cedri
Lineage: Eukaryota; Metazoa; Arthropoda; Insecta; Hemiptera; Aphididae
Source: the annotation of a GenBank genome assembly
AAUUUUUUCAGUGACAAAUUGAAGAGUUUUAACUCGUCUUCAGAAAAUUUCAUAAAUUUUUAACAUAUUUCUUGGUCUUAAAUAAUUAUUGUUUUUUUUUUUUGUUACUAUUAUACACUAUUAAUAAAUUACAGAUAUGUUCCACAUAUCUUUAAGUGCUCUAUUUACAUGCUGUGUAACACUUAUCCUUGUUCAAUGGACUGAAAGUAAGUUGCAAUAUUCCUCAAACCGAUUAAAUUAGUUAAAUAAUAAAAAUAUUUUUUUACAUAUCCGGUUUAUAGGUAAAUAUUUGGAAUAUGUAACGUGUGGUUCUGUCACUAAAUUAUACAAUGUCGACCUUAAGGUAAGGUUGCAUUCGCACGAUGUCAAAUAUGGUGCAGGCAGUGGUCAGCAGUCUGUAACCGGAACAGAGGUAUCUGAAGAUAUUAAUUCUCAUUGGGAAAUAAAACCUGCCACAGGGAAACUUUGUAAAAGAGGGUAGAAAUAAAAUUAUUUUUUUUUGUGAAUUUUUUUAUGUUUAAGUAUAAAUAACUAUAUUUUUACAAAAUAUGUUUUAGUGAACCAAUAAAAUGUGGUACUAUAAUUAGGUUUACACAUUUAACGACUAAAAAAAAUUUACAUUCACAUCUCUUCAGUUCGCCCCUGUCUAAUAAUCAAGAAGUAUCUGCAUACGGUAAUGAUGGUGAAGGAGAUUCUGGUGACCAUUGGUAUGUGGACUGUGGUGGAGACUAUUGGGAGAGAGAUGACGAUAUUCGGUUAAAACAUGUAGAUACUGGAGCGUAAGUAAAAAAAAAAAAAAAACUAUUACCUACAUUAACAAAUUCAUAAACUUAAGUUAAAAUAUAAUUUUUUGUUAGAUACUUAAUGACAUCAACAUUUUCAUAUGGUCGACCAAUCAAUGGACAAAGAGAGAUUGCUGCUGUCAAAAACCCAGGACCUCAUUCAACUUAUUGGCGUGUUAAAGAAGGCAUAUUUGUUCAUAAAGAUGAACCAAAUGAUUAUUCAUCAGAUUAUUCCCAUACAGAGUUAUAAUAUUUAUAUGUUUAAGUAUGAAACCACUAUUUUAUUUAUAAUUUUGUAUAUUUAUCAAGCACUAUUGAAUGUUUAUAAUAGAAAAUGUGUUCAAAUGUAAACUUUCUUUAAAUUUAAGGUAGUACAAUAUCUUAUAACAUAAAUAAGAACCAAGGUUUUUAUUGUUUUAUAAUAAUAUUUAUUUUAAUAUUUUGAUUAUAAUAUGAUAUAUAAAGUAUAAAAAAAAAAUAUAUUAAUUAAUAAUGUCCAAUCUAAAUUUAGGUGUAUAUAAAUUUGUAUUUAAAGGUGAAUAUAUUAUUAUUUUAACAAUUUUGUUUUUACAUUUAUUUUUAUUAUUAAAUACUUAAAUAACAAUGUUUUAGUAAAUAUAUUAACACAAUAUUUAUUUUCUAGAUGCUUACUAAAAUAACAAAAAAUAAAUGGGUAACUAUUUGGUAAAAAUAUAAACUAAAGCUUGCCAUAAUACUCCACCAUUUGAUUGUGCGUUAAACAAAAUAUUAUCAUUUUAUAAAUGACUUAAUGAAAAUAUUCCUUUUUAUGUGCUUAAAUAAAUGAAAAUAAAGGUUUUUUUUAAAUUUUCUUAUUCAAUCAAUAUAUACAUUUAAUUAAUAUUAACUUAACAGUAAGACAAUUUUGAUUUUGAAAUAAAUAUUUUAAUUCUUCUCAUUAUGGCAGCUGAUUUCAAUAUUUUACCUGUUUGAUAUGAUUUACAAAAAUAAUAAAAGUAUAAAAACUAAUCAUCUACUUAAAAUUAUAUUAAACUUAUUCAGUUUCUCCAUCAGCAAUCUGGAAAAAUGUAAUUAAAUAUUUUAGUUACAAUAAGUCAAAUUUGAAAUUGUAUUUAAUUAAAUUUAAAUUAAAGAUGAACAUAAUUAGUAUAUUAUUCAAAAAUACAUUGUUCAUUUACCUUUGCAAGUAACUAAAUAAUGUAGUAAUUAUAAUAGAAAAUAUAUUUAUUGUUUUUGAUAUUAAUAUACUAAAAAUAAAUAUUAUGUUAUCUCAUUAUUAUUAUCAUAAUAAAUAAUAUUUAAAUUAAAUAGGUUAUGUGUUAAUGAGGAAUAUUUAUAAACAAUAAUUAUUAUUAUGGUAAAAUGUGAAACUACUUAAAUCUGUGGCUGUGUAAACAAAGUUAAAUUGAUACAGCAGAGUCACAAAGAGAAGGGUAAGUGGGUGUUGAAUAUUGAUGUUUAUAGUUGAGUAAAUACAAGAUACUUGAGGUAUAAUGUGUAGUAUAUGAUGGAAGAUGCUUUGUUCUUUAGAUUAAAAUUUAAAAAUCAAGAAAGUUUAGAUGCCAAUCCUCAACUUGGUAAGCAUUUUUUUUUUUUAUUUUGUGUUUGUAUAAAAAGGUGGGUGGGUAUUGAAAAAUUUGACUGCGUCAUUGAAAUAAUAAUAUCACGUCGCCACUGACUUAAGCCAUAAACUCAUAACUAAGACUAAUAUAAAAAAUUGUUUUAAAUCAAAUUUCUGAUUGUCAAAUAUUUUGUUAACACAGAUGAAAUGAAACUAAUAAUUUAAAUCUAAUACUCAAUACAAUAAUUUUUAAAUAUGUGUGAUGAGUUAAUUUUUUCAUUAUUUCACAUAGUUAUUUAAAUAGAAUGGCAUUCACAUUAUUUUUAAAAUGAGUUGUUAUAGUAUAAAUUGAAAUCAACCAAUUAAUGAAUUGUUAAUCAAACAAAGAAAACUAUAAAUUAAUGUUAGUGAAAUGAAGGCCUCAAGGUUCCCAAAAUGUUUUGUGUUAUAUUAUGUUGGGGAAAAAAUAAUUAUUUCAGUCGAUAUAAAAAAAUUGGUUUACCAUUCUCCACAAAAUUAUUUUCCUCUUACUAACUUGGAAAUAUAUAUGAGUAUAAUCAAUAAGAGUAAAUCUGCAAUUGCACAAGAUGAGUUAAUUUAAAAAAUAUCUAUGCUCUGAUUAUGUACAAGUAAAAAAAAAUUAAUAUACCUAAUAUUAUAUUUUGAUUAUUAAAUACUGAAUUUAAAAAAUGAAAACUCUAAGGGACUAUUUGAAUAAGAAAGGUUUUCCAUUACAAAUUGUAUGUGUUUAAUAAUAUAAAGCAUAAACUAUAAUUUAACCAGUUUAAUUCUUUAUAUUUAGAAAAUAUACAACCAAUAUUUUGUUGUAUUUAACGGGAUAAUAAAUUAAUAUUAUUCAUUCAAAUAUUCUACUAUUUUAAAGAGAUUUUAUGAACAAAUUCAAGUCAUCAAAAAAUAUAAUAUAAUCACUAAAGAAUAGACAGUUUUAUCGCAAAAAGAAAAUGCUAUAAUUGUCUGCAAUAUAUUAUAAACAAGGAAUACAAAUUAAAGUAAUUAUAAAUUUAACAGAAAUAUUAAUCAUCUAAAGCAAAUAUUUACAAAUUCUGAAAAAUACAAAAUAGUUUAUAAUAUUUAUUUAAAAUUUAAAUACAAUACUUAUAAUAAUAUGAAACAUGAUAGUAAAUCUUAACCUAGACAAUCUAAUUACUUAUUAUUUCUAUUUUGUAUUUUUUUUCAAUAAUACAUAUAUUAACUGUAAUAUAAUAUUGAUUAAGUAGAUUUUUAUUACUUUUUCUAUAGCAUUUUAUUAAGAUCAUAUUCCAUCCAAUUCUAGUGAUGAUCUAGAAAAUGGAUGUAUAUAUAUGUAUACAUAUUUUAUAUAAAAAUUAUAAAACUGAAAUUGUAAAAUAUCAUUUUUAUAAUAAAAAAAGUUAUUUUUAUUAUCAUUCAUUAAAAAUGUAUUUAAAUAAAAUAACGUUUUUGCAGAAAUUUGUGACUUUAAAAUAUAUUAUAUCUUUCCUGAAAAUAAAUAAUUAAUUUAAUAUAUAUAAACAAAAAAUGAUGAUAAUUAAUAAUAACACUAUGUAACACAUAACUUAAGGAAAUAAAGUAUAGAAUUAAAAAAAUAUUAUUAGAUAAAAGUAAAUAAAAUUAUUAUAAAUGUAUGGGCAAAUAUAAGCUUUUUAAAUUGCAAAUAUGUAUAUAGUAUUUUGUUACAAUUGAAGUUGGUUAAUUAAAUGUUUUAUUAUGAUUAUAUGAAAAAUGAAACACGAUCCAUUUAAUAUCGAUAAUUUUACCUCAAAUGUACCUUAUUCAAAUAUUUGAACGCAAAUGUUGAACAUACUCCAAGACCAAAAACAACUAAAUAUGGCAAAAAUUUGAAGUUCACCUUGGGUUUCUUCUUCAUUAAAAACGACACCAUACUUAAUUUUUUAUCAGAAUAUGGUGGAUAUUUUGCUCUGAAAUGUGAGUAAUAAAUUAUCAAGAGUUACUAAGAUUUAUUGUCAAAAUAAAACUAUUGUAUUACUAACGAAGAAAAAGAUUCUCCAAUUAUAUUGAAAUCUUUGACUAAACAACUUUUUCGGUGAGUGAAAGUGUCAAAUGAAUUUUUUCCAUGGUAAGCUCCCAUUCCACUAUGUCCAACUCCACCGAAUGGUAGAUUUUCAACUAAAUAAAAUAUCAUACUUUUAUUAUUUUAAAAUAUAUACCACAGAUUUAAUUAAAUUAUAUUAUACUCAAAUGCAUAAAAAAUGUUAAUAUUAAAAUGUUCAAUAAAUUAAUGUUAAAAAAGCAUAAAUAAUUACAGAACACAAGUUCCACAACCAAUUUAAUAAAUAUUUAUUUUUAUUUUUAAAUAAUGCAAUUAGUUUACAUAGAAAAUAUUUAAAAUGUAUUUCUAAUUUGAAUAAGCUGUUGGCUAAGUGCAUAUCAAUUUAUGUGAACAUGAACAUUAAACCUAAUGUGAAAAAAUAAUCCAAACCACCUUAUAGCAUUUAAAAAUAUUGACUAUAACUAAAUUAUUUACGGUGGUAGAAAAGCUACAACACAAAAUCUGAAUACAAAUAAUGUAAUAAAUUCAUCAUUCUAAAAAUACUCAAAGAAAAUAUGCCAUUAUUAUUGUGUAUGACUUAAAUUGAUAUCUAGUAAUGUAUACAUAAAUAACUAUUUAAUAUGAAUAUUGUUCACUACAAAAUAUAUAGGAUUUUUUUUCCCUGUUUAUUUCAUAGUAACAUCAGAAACAUAAUUGAAUCAAGAUUUUACUUUCAUAAUGAUGGUCCCUUUAGUUAGACUUGGAGAAUUUAUAAUAUAUUUAAUUUGUGUAUUUAUUCAUUUAUAACAAUAUAUUUUUCAAUAGAAAUAAUUUUAAAAUUAAUAACUUGGUAGAAUAUAUAAAUACAUAUUUUGUAUUAAAUCAAAAAUAUUGUUGUUAAAAAAUUAUGCCACAAAUAGUGAAAAUAGCAUUGCAUGUAAGUUAUACCACAAAAAAAAAAAUAAAAUGAAAAUCUACUGAUACUCUAUUGAUAAUAUAAAUAAAUUAUUUAUUAAUUAAAAUGAAAUGUAUUACUUUAUUGAAAUACAUAAACAUUGAUUAUUGAUUAAGUUAUUAUGUGAGGUUCUUUUAAAAUACAAUUAUUUGAAUUAAUUUUAUUUGAAAUGAAUUUACUAACAUAACUUCUUUAUAUAUAUAUAUAUAUAUAUUUUUAAAUAAAAAUACACUUGACUCCAUUACUCACCAGUUACAUGCAUAAUAGUAUCAUUGACACACAUCCCACCAGCUCUCACAUUUUCCAACAUAUUUUCAAUGAUUGCUUUUUUGUUGGUAAAUACAUAUAAAACCAAUGGACUAUGAUUUCUGUACAAAUUGAGCAAUUACUACCACCAUACAAAUAAUUUAGUUAUACUAUAAUGGAAACUUAAUAAAUCAGACCAUUUUUUUUUUUUAAAGAUGUUUUUAAUUUUCAAUUACAGAAUAAACAUACACCAUCAAAGUUAAAUAGAAAAUUUAGCAAACAAUAUUAUUUUAUUAACUAUGACCCAAAAAUUAUGAAAGCCAUCUACACUAUAUUUAGGAAGGACAAUGUAAUGUUACUGUAAUACUCAAGUAACUACCCACGCAAGAACUACAAACAGCGCUCGUUACGAACUAAAUAAAAUUCAUGGUCCAUCAUAUUUAUAAUAACCAAUAAUCCAUCCAUACAAACAAUAUUAUAUAAAAUAAAAUAAUUAUUUUUUAAAGUCUGUAAGUAAUUGUUAAUAGGAAGAAAUAAAAGAAUUUCUGAAAUGUCUAUUAUUAUUACCGGCAUAAUGACUAACAGUGUCAUUUACACAAAAUGAUCCACUAGAAGUUUGUCUCAUAAAUAAAUUUUGCAUUUCUUGGUCGGAAGAGAAUACAUAUAAUGUUAAUGGUUUACUCCUGAAGGAUAAAACAUAAAUACUUGUUAAAAUAUUAUAUUCUUAUUUAUCAUUAAUUCAUACUUCAAUAAAAAUUAAAACACAAUAUAAAAAUAAUUCUGUCCUAAUUUACAAUACUUCAAGAUUUAAGUGAAACAUCUAUCUGAUUUUAAUAUUAAUUCAAUUGAUCUUAAAUAAUUUUAACUAAAACAAAUCCUGAAAUACAUUUUUAAAAAUUAAAAAAAUUAAUUUAUUCAUAGAUAAUAAGUAUUAGGUAUAUGUUUGCAUGUAACUAAACUGAGAUAGAAACAUGUGACUAAUGUAAAAAUUUAACAUAAGUAGAAGUCACAGUAACAUUUGGCUUCUCAAUCUUUCCAACAAAUAAAGCAAAAAUGUGUUCUAUAAGUAGGUAAAUAGUACUAAUAGACAUAGAACAAGUGUUUUCACAAAAUUAAAGACAAAGACAUUUACUAUAUUCUCAGUUGGAUUUUUUCAAAUUAUAAGUAUCAAUAGAUGGUCUGAGAAGGAGAUAUUGAAAAAUCUCUGUGAAAAAUUAUAGUGAACUUUUUGUUUUUAUUCUGGUAGAACCAGAGUACCAUUUGGAACUCCAGAAAUUAGUUUUCAUUAUAUUGCCCAUUAAAAGAACAGAGACAGAACAUGAUAUUGUUUAACUUAGGUCAGUAUUUCAUUAGGUAUAGAUACUAUUAAUUUUUUUGAUGAAAUCUGAGUAAACUUUAAGUCCAUUAAAUUAUUAACUGUAAAAAAAUAUAUAUGUUCGUAUUUAUUAAAAUAAAUAUAAAAACCAACAAAAUACAACCUAGCAACCUAACUAAUAUAAUACAUAUAUUAAGGAUACUGAAUUACAGUUUACCUGCUAUUAAUAAAAUUGAUGGCAUCAUAAGCAUUAUCCACAAUUACUAUUGGUAAAAUUGGACCAAAAAUUUCUUCUUUCAUGAUAGGGUCUGUAGAUUUAACAUCUAUUAAUAUUGUUGGUUCAAUGUAAAGAUCUUUUUGAUCAUGUCUGCCUCCAACAGCAAUUGAUCCACUGUUAUUCAUCAACUCUAAUAAUCUCCUAAAAAUAAUAUGCAGAUUCAAUAUUUUCAUAAACAUAAUUUCAAAAUACAUACAUAAAAUGUUUUUCAGAAACAAUUCUGCACAAAUCUGGAGAAUUUUUUGGAUCAUCUGUAUACCAUGCUUUCAAAAGUUCUCUGGCUUUCUCUACAAUUAUAUUUUGAAUUUGUCGAGUACAUAAAAUAUAAUCUGGUGCAAUGCAUGUUUGUCCAGCAUUAAUACAUUUUCCCCAUAUUAUACGCUUAAUAGAAAUAUCCAUAUUGACAGAGCCAUCAAUAUACAAGGGGCUACAAUAUACAAUUAUAUUUGUCAUUUAACAUAAAUAAUAACAUUGCAUUAUAAAAUGUACCUUUUACCACCCAAUUCCAACGUGACAGGUGUUAAAUAUUCAUUUGCAGCAGCUCUAACAAUCUUUCCUACGGUUGUUGAUCCUGUAUAGAAAAUAUAAUCAAAUCUUUGUUUCAGCAAUUCAGUUGUUUCUUCUACUCCUCCUAAGAUAACUGGAAAAGCGUCCUGUAAAAUAUUGAAACAAAUUAAACAAUAUAUUUACAGCUAUAUAAUACGUAAACUCUGAAAGUAUUAUUCUUACUCGAUUAAGAUAUUUUGGGAUUAGUUCAGCAAUAAUUUUUGCGGUUGCUGGAGCCAUUUCUGAAGGUUUUAUUACAACACUAUUUCCAGCGGCUAUUGCACCAAUUACCGGUAAUAGUGUUAAUUGUAAUGGAUAAUUCCAUGCACCUAUUACUAACACAACUCCAUAGGGAUCUUUAUGGAUUAAUACACCAUCCAAUAUAUUAAUUAAUGGUUUAUCGGGCUAAAAAAAAAAAUUAAUUUUUCAAUUCAAAAAAUAUACAUAUGUAGAUACUGUAAGUACACAAUUUACACACCUUUUCAGUUUUCAUCCAACACUCUAAUGAAUCUAAAGCAUUAAUAAUAUCAUUUUUUAAAUAUUCAAUUUCAAACAAUACAGCUUCUUGUUUGCUCUGCUCAAAUGAUAUAAAACAAUGUUUAGUAUUUUAAAUAUUUAGAAAAUAAUUAAACAGAAAUCAAAAUAACCUUUCUUAAAUCGGAAGCUAAGGCUAGUUGCAAGUCUGUAGCAUUUUCAUUUAAGAGUUUGAGGAGUUGUCUAAGAUGAUGUUUUCUAAUAUGUAAAGAUUUUGUUUGGUUACUGUUGAAUGCAGUUCUAGAUUUUUCUAUGAUCUAGAUAAAAGAAAAACAGGUAUUUAUUUAUUUAUGAAUUUGAAUUUGAUCGAUAUGAUAUAAAUUAAGUAAAACAUAUAGGAUACAUACAUCUGAAUAGUUGGCCAUUAUUUCGUUAGUUGCUGUUGUAACUGUAAGAAUCCAUAAAAUUACAAUAUAAUUAGCAUUUCAAAUCGAGAACAUAACAUUUUUUUUUAACAAUAUUAAUUUGCAUUUAUAAUGAGUAGGUACACAAACCCUAAGUAUACAUAUCUACAAUAUAUUUUAGAUAGAUACAGAGCUAGAUAUUCAGAUAUAUGAAAAAAAAAAAAAAUUAAUCCUGUUUCCUCAAGGAAUUGUUCAACAUUUCUACAAAUACGUCUAAAAUAAUUAUAAACACGUUGUUGUGUAAUAGAGCGAAAUAGAAAGUUUUUUUUUUUUAAACAUGCAUUUACGUACAAAAUAAUAUAUUAUGGGUAUGAGUAUAAUACUAUAUAGAUAAUCUAUAAUACACUGCAUUAUGGGUAUAUCAACCUACCUCUAUAUACUCACAGGUUAAUGUUUAAUAUUGUUGAACAAAUAAAAACGAAGAAUAGGCAUCUACCUAUAUACAGAUGAGCUUAAAAAAAAUUGAUGUAGGUAAUAUUAUAUUAAUUUUCUGAAAAAUAAGGUGUGGUACAUAACGUGCGAACGGACGUGUAGCAAUGAAACGUGAAAUAUUAUUUAUUAGAUUAUUGUAAAUUUAUUUUGAACGAUAUAGUUAGCUUUGCUCACAACCGCGUACUGAUUACUGACAACUGACAAGUGACAGUAAUGAUUACUGGCUAGUGACUAAUAAUACAGUAAUACUAUUAUACCUUGUGAAUGUUAUUAUCAUUUCAUAAUUUUUAUUUUUCCAUUUCCUAUAUACACAACAUUUGCAUUAUAAUAAUUUAUAAAACAAAUAUUUCUCAGGUGAAAUGUAUAACGAAAACGCAGACAAUAGUAAUAUUAUCAUCAUAAUAUCAUAGGUACAUGAUUACAAGUAAUGUAUAAUGUUUAUUAGCAAAAAUUUACAUUUUGAUAGGGGAAAUAUGCAAGGCAAGGUUUACAUGUUAGAUAAUAAUAAUAAUAUUGUAUUAUCAAUAAACUUUAUACGAGAGAGGACCUCUAAUAGGAACCAUGACGAAAAACAGAUAGUAAAAUAAACUGGUUGUUAUAAAUACAGUAGAUUAUGGCACCAAGUUGUUAUCUUACAUUCAAAACAUUAUCAGUUUUAUCACAGUUAAGGACGUUACACCGUCUUCUAUAAUAGUUACUGUCUCCGUCUUCCAAACGCGAGACGCCUAGACCGGGGUUACAGCAAUUUUUCGUUCAAUUAGUUAAUAUUAAAGAAAAUUAACUUAUUGCCAAACUUAAAGGUAAGACUAUACAUACCCUGGCGUUGAUGUUUUUUCGAUAUUUUAAUUUUAAAACAAUAGAUAAUCAUUUUAAAUUAUGAUAUUUAAAUAUACCUACUCGUAAUAUCUUAAAAAUAAAAAUAUCGAAAAAUCAUCAACGCUAGAGCACAUAUUAUUAUCUUACUUUUAAUUUUGGUAAUAGGUCAAUUUGCUUUGAUAUUAACAUUUAAAGGCAAAAAUAUGUUCUACUGAACGCAAAUUUUCAAUAUCUCGCGUUUGUAAGACGGGGACAGUAGAUGUCGGUGUGGCGUCCUCUUAAGAAGUUCUGUUUUCUAUGAUUAUUAUAAAAUACGUUUUUUUUUUUUAAAUAUUCCACACACUAAGGUCCAUGAGUAACAACACUAGGCUACACUUUAGGCUAUAGGUACUAUAAAUUAUAAUUUAUAAUAUAUUUAUGGUACUGGUUUGUUAUAGCUCCGCCACUCAGGUUUGUUAUCGCCCCGCCAUCCAUAUAACAAUAAACACAUUGUAUAAAUAUGAAAUAAUUCGACGGAAAAUACGUACCAUUACUAUGAAGUCGGUCCCAUACGACUUGUGUACUCGGCGAAUAAUCGUCAACCAUGAUGUUUUUUCCCCAAAAAAGACAAUUAUUUUUUGUUAAUAUCGUUAUUUUGGCAGUCAUAGUCGUAGUAGUCGCACAUCAUUCCCACGCGAACCGUACACUUGGCGACCGCGCACUUGUCAAUAUAUUUAAUCUAGUUUAUUGUAGUUUAGUUGAAUAGUUUAUAAUAUAAACUAGUUACAAACUAUUUGAAUAUGCGCUGAUAGUCGUUGUGUGUAUCUAUUUGUGAAUUUUACUAUCGUAAUAGUGGAGUUUCCCACAUGACCCGUCCUCGCUCACCACUGUUUUAACAUGUUUAGAGCAUUAGCGAAAAUACAGUACAAAUAUAGUAUACACGAUGAUCGGAUAAUGAUCGGCGAGUGCACAAAGUCACGAAGAUCGCCCGAUGCACGAGUCGUGUAGAGGAGCGACAAUAAUCGUCAAAUCAAAAUACUCCGCGAACGUACGCGAUUACGAUGCUCGCCAAGUACACGAGUCGUGAUGGGACCGGGCUUAGGUGCUCACCACCUAUAGGUGUUUAUCACAAAUAAUCAAUAAUAUAAUAAUAUAAUAAACCGAUGCAGAAAAUGAUGAGUUUAUCCAUUUAUAUUUAUUAAUCUAAUAAUUCAACGAUAAAUUGAUGUAAUAUUAAAAAAAAAAAAUGAAAUUAAAAAAUGGAAUAAUAAUAAAUAUAAAAUAAUGAUGUAACGUUAAAAAUGUAUAAAAAUGUUUAUGCUUUCGGUGAUUCCCGUGAUACAUCAAUGUAUCGUCGAAUUAUUAGAUUAUUAAAUAUCGAUAAAUAAACUCGUUAUUUUCCAUAUCGGUUUAUUAUAUUAUUGAUUAUUUUUGAUAAACACCUAUGGUAGGCGCCUAAUAGUAAUGGUACGUGUUUUCCGUUGAAUUAUUUAAUAUUCAUUGUUGUAUGGAUGGCGGGGCUAUAAUAAAUCAGUACCUUUAUAAUAAAUAUGAUUUCAAAUUUCUCAUCGAAUACAACUAACAAUAUUGGACUGCGAUUUCAUACACUUUCAUUACUUUCAUUUUGAAUUUCAAAACGUACAUACGCAAUCAGACCACCAACUCUGGGGUUGCUGAAAUUAUGGACACAUCAAAGACCCAUGAGGACUGCUCACGCACAGUGACGCAAUAACCGAGGUGGAUGGCGAUGCCUAACAUCCGGGCCCCAAGGCUCAAAGGGGUCCCUAUCAUAGUUGUAAACUGGGGAGGUAUUUUUAAUGAAAUAGAUUCAAAUAAAAUUCUGCGAUCAUUUAUCAUAAAUUGUUUCUUUAUAAUUUACAAUUGUGUAAUUUUUGUAUUGUUUAUUAUUAUAACUUAACCGUGUAACAUUUAUUUAUUAUUAUUCCGCUAAUAAUAAAUACAAAUUCAGUAGCGCAUUUAAUGAUAAGUACCUAGUCAGUAUUAAAAAAAAUAUUCCCACGAAUAGGCCCCAGACUUACCUUAUCAUCGGGGCCCCUAGAGUCUAGUUGCGCCACUUCUUGCAAAAGCCCCUUUACUCGACUCUUACUAAAUACAAUAGUGAACUAUACCUUUCAAUUAUAAUUUUGUAUAUAUAAUUUUAUCAUAACUAUU